AUGGGUAUCCCACUGUGGCGCGAGCCGUCCGAGUCAGAUGCUCUCAGAUCGGCCGCGGUAAAAGAUGCUACGGCUGCUGCACGAUCUGCCAUUCGGCGCCAGGGUUCGAUUCGACGUCCCUCGCGCCACAGACGUGGUGCUGGUGGCUUAUCCUAUUUCCAUACACAGAUCCUUGAUGAGAUCCAGCGUGGUUUGGGUGAGACCCAAACGGGUGUGCGCUCUCCUGUGCUGAACCUGGGAGUCAGUGAAGACGGACUAGAUCUAGACUCCAGUCGUCGCGAAGCUUUAGGCCGACCUCCCACGCGCCCAAUAGCACCUCGCCGGGGAGACACUUCGAGUCGACGUCCUCGAAUGAAUCGGGAGAUGGCUUUGUCUGAUCUACUCAGUCGCUCGGAAUCUCACUCUCAAUCCCGACCUGAGGCGCGCGUCGAUAGUCCCUCAUUAACUCCCAACUUUGCCCCUGCAAUCGCGUACCAUACCUCAGUUCCACCUCACCCUCCCUCGGAGUCUAUCCGACACCCUACACUCCCUCCCCCUCCCCGCUUGCGGAUCCCCGAUAUCCCUGAUCUGACGUCCGAUAUUCUACUUGGAUUCCCCAACGUUCUCCGUAACGGAUCUGUCAACAGACCUACUCGCGCGUCUGCCAUCGAUGGACUUGGUGAUCGGCAACGAAGCGUGAGCCCAGAUGGAGACCAUGAGAACGACGCAUGGGAAACAUUGCUCACUACUAUUACCCCGGAUGCUAGCCUUCCUUCUAACGAUAACUCUUUCUCUUCGUCGACUACCGCCCCCACUACUACCGGCGCCUCUCGCAAUGGCCUACGUCGAUACUCUGCUACUUCAUCUCAAACAUUACCCCCUGUUCAUAUGGCAUUAGACCCUUACCCCGACCACCUCAAUCCUUGCGACCUGAGCUCGUCGGAUGACGAGGAUACCCCCGUCAAUUACCACCGUGUCAUUGGCCCAUCUGGUCUGCCUAUUGCGCUACGUCGGCCACCAGGGCUUCCUUCGACCAUGGGCAGCCAACCUACUAUUCCUACAAUUUCCUUUGCCUUCUCGGAUUCUUCGAGCGAAACAGACCUCCAGCAAAUGCAGGCCAUUCUGGACCGUCUUGCUCGCCGUCAAGAUAUCCCCGAUGAUUGGUGGGCGGGCGCUGGUCUCUCCCGUAACCUGGGCCGUGGCCUGAACACUGGCACCAACGCCCGUACAAACAACCAUGAGCGCGCCGAAUGA
This is a messenger RNA of Penicillium angulare, 1233 nucleotides long. RefSeq lists its product as uncharacterized. The transcript is spliced from 2 exons. The record is from RefSeq and is a predicted model, not a curated record. Lineage: Eukaryota; Fungi; Ascomycota; Eurotiomycetes; Eurotiales; Aspergillaceae. The coding region runs from base 1 to 1233 and encodes 410 amino acids.